GUUUUUUUACAUUUCAUGAUUUUUUACCUCAAUUUUUGUACUUUAGUUCAAUAAAUUCCUGUUUGUAACUUAAAUUUCCCACCUUUAUAAGUAUAAUGGUCUUUCGCACAUAUAACGGAGUUUCCAAUUUCAAUCUAAACUUUAAUUAAAUUUGUGUUUCCCCUAGUAUCCGAUGGACUAUUCCGCCAAAGAUCCAGUUUUGGGCUCUCUUUUGGGAUACUUUGACUGGUGUAAGGAGAAUGAGAGGAAGAAAAUCUACAAGACCGCAUACCUCAAGUUCAAAAGGUUUGAGCAACCCUCCAAACCUUAUUCGGCGGCUCCUUUGAUUAAUUCCUCAAAUAAAAAUGGAGUAGUGAGUGGUGCGAAGUGGAGUAAGAAGGAUAAGGAGUCGGAUAAGCGUAAAGGGUGUGACCGAAUCGUAUCUAACGGAUCAGAAUCGAACGUGCAGACACAUUCUCGCUCCGAAUCUAUAGGUUCUGACAGCUAUAUAGAUUUAUUGGAGUUGGCCAACUAUUCAUGCCAUUACUCCACCAAGAAAUCUGAAUCUAACAAAAACACCGCCAAAAAUACUAAAAAAAUUAACACAAAUAAGGGUACUAAUAAAAGUAACACUAACAAAAAGACCGAUGAAAGUGGUACUCAAAAUAAUAUAAAAAAUAAUCUGAAAAACGCCCCGAACACCGGUGGGAAAAAUGUGGGUAGGAAGAGAAUGGAUCUGGGGGAAGUGCCAUUGGAGAGAUUGAGCACAGUGGAUAGCCUGGGCUCACUAGGCGAGUUUGGCAGUGGAAACUUGAUUGAAGAUUCAGAAGAGUUCAGAUAUGAAUCGCUUUUGUGUGAUUUGAGGAGGCGAGGAUUUGAGCCCAAGACCCUGGGGGACGUUUUAAGAAGCCGGAAAAAGCAAUGGGCAAAGACCCAGUGCAUUCACAGUAGCGCAAGAGAUGAUUUCGUCAGACAUUUGAAUAUGUAUAAGAACCACUUCAGGUCCUACAAAAAGACACUUGACGGCUGGAUCCCGAAGGAAUGUAACGUGGAUAACAAGUCGCACUCGAGAAGUGCUUUGAAUGGGAAAAUGACAUCAAGACGAAACAUUGAAAACCUUACCUGGAGUAAUAUCAUUUUCUGCCCUAAUUUUCGACCAGGUGGUGAGAUUAUAUAUAGGUUUUCGCGUAAGACAAUGAAGACGUACAAUACACUGUAUGACACAAUUAAGAAGGGUUGGGUGCACCCUGACCUCUUGGUUUGUCUAGUUAGAGAUGCUUCACACCCAGUUAGAUUCGCAACACCACCCGACCAGGAUUGUUAUACUGCAAUUUAUACUGGUCCAGAGAUCAGCGAGAACCUUGAUACUAAGGUCAUUUUCGGAGAAUACACCGGCAUAGUGUACAGAGAGGACUGUGUUCCAGACUCCAUAUUCGAGUACGCAUUUGAGCUAAACUUUACUUCAGCCUCGUGGGUUGACGCAGAACUUGAAUUUAGACAUGAUAAACAGUACAUCAGGGAUGUUAAUGGGACUAUUUUUCUCCCAAAUAGCUCGAAGUACGUACUUGAUAGCACACAUGCGUUUAACGAGUUGUCUAUGGUUAACCACUGCCAGUCAAUAGCAGCCUACGGAGGAGAAUAUUUUUUGCAGGCAAAUUGUGAAUGGCAACAGGUUAUUUUUGAUGGGUGGCCUCACGUAAUUCUAACUAAUAAACAGGGGGUUAAAAUCCAAACUGGUGAUGAACUAAUUGCAGAUUUUGGAGCUCUUUGGUUUCAAAAGGUUGAAGAAAAUUGCCAUAGGCAAUUAAAACGUGAACUCAUUUCAUAUAGGCUUCUUUCAACAGCUAACAAAUCGGAUGAUACUGUUGAUGCUGGCAAGUAUUUAGAUGACGCAGUUGAUCAUAAAUCACUACAUGCGGAUAAAUCACUCAAAGAUAAAUUAAUAAACGACAAUUUCCAUAAUGAUAAGUUAUUGGAUGUGGAUAAUUCACUGAUUAAUAAAAUAAAAGAGAAUAUAUUAGUACAGGAAUUACCUAGCGAUAGGAGCUUGGAGAAUUUAGACUAUUUUGUGGUUAAUAAUAACACAUCGUAUGUGUGUGCAAUUUGUUUAGACGAGGAUUUGAAUGACGACCCAAACACGUCGACGAAAAAGAUAUUUACGCACAGAAAGAAUUCAACUUCUUCAACACAAUAUGGCGUGUCAGACUCCGCAGUAAAUGUAGGGCAACCCCCCGAAGAAUUUAGAGAUGAAGACGACGAAGAUGAAUGCAUAGUCUGCGAUGGGUGUGAUAGAAUAUUCCACAUAAAGUGCCUUGAGAAGAUAACAACUACAGCACUCAAUUAUGUUCAAACUGAGUUCCAAAAGACAAAGUUUAUUAACUUUCAAACGUAUCUGCAGAGUAACAAGUACAAUCUCACAGAGGGUAACCUGAUUAACCUGAACCUGAUCAAGUGGUACUGCAUGUACUGUAGGUACCUGUGCAAGCAAAUUAUCCAACAUGACCUUAACCAGGACUUUAUGCCACUGCAAUCGUGUAUUUACAUGAAUAGUACAGACCCCAGUCCCGAGUUACCCGACUCUUCACAAGAAUCAGUAGAUUCACAUCAUGAAAUACCUGAGAAGAUACCUGUAACAAAUCAUGAUAAAUGUUAUUCAUCCACUAAUAAAAGUCUUAAGUCUGAAGUAUUGGACGAAAAGAAGGAGCAGGAACCGGAAACCGAUGAGUGUGAAGUCGAGCUGGUUAAUAAUAACCUCAUAGACCUGAAUAAAAUCACAAACUAUUUCAACAAACUGAUUUGCAACACCGGUGAUACACGUAAUAAUAGUGAUACAACUAGUAAGGAGAAUAGUCCAACACCUAAGGAUGAUUAUACUGCUAAUAAUAAUAACAAUGUUGAUAAUGUGAAAGGGAAAGGAUUGAAUAAUGUUGAGAAAAAAGGCAACAAGAGCAUGGAGAGGGAAUAUCCUAAACAGAAAAGGAAGAAAAUUAAAAGCAGUUUGUCCCUGAAGUGUGCUAAGCGUAAGAAUAAGAAGUCUAUGGUGAAGACCUUGAAAACAAAAUCAAAGUUAUUCAAGGGAAAUAAAAUCAGGACUCUAAGAAGAAUGAAGCUGAUUAAUAAACCGACAACACUUGAAAUCGCCAAAUAUCUAGUUAAACAGAAGAUACUCUCUAACACCACUAACAGAGGACAGAUUCGACUGUUUGGAAAUUAUAUUAAUUUUAGAACAAACUGCUGUCCAUCAGGGUCACCGAGACCUGACACCAUUGACUUGGCAAACUAUAAGGAUAGGAAUAAUACAAUCCAGACCAACUUUCCUGCAAACACUCUUAGUCCCGUAUCUAGCCACACAUCCAAUCACAGUUAUAAGGAUAGCCCAACAACAAAUGCUAAUCCUACCGGUUAUGAGAACGAUUUGACGAUAAAUUUGUUUAAUUUAGGGUUAAUAUCACUGAACGCGCAUGCACCUUCUAAUUUAUUGGAGUCUGAAAGUAAGGUGGCAAGUAGUGAGGAGACUUGUAGUACAAAUAGUGGAAACGAGCUUGACUUGGCAAUGGAAGAUGCUAACAACUGUAACGUUGCAUAUUCUGAACUUUUGAGAAAGUGUAAUGAUACAAUUAACUCAAGAAAUUCGAGUGGUGAGAAGGUUAACGGCUAUGACACGUCAACAAAAACUGUUAACUCUCCAAUAAUUAAGGAUAACCAGGAAUCGUAUGAUACAACAAAUCCGCCAAACUCACCGGCAGGCAAUGAGAAUUCAGCAUAUCACCCGACAAUGAAAGUGAAGGAGAACCAAGAAGAGGUUUUUAACGUGAAUUACGACAACAGUAUAAUGAAUAAUAUAAUAGAUUACCUGAACUGCAGGUACUUGAUGGGAAUGUGGCAAGUGGAACCGUUUUCAGUAUUCGGAGAAGCAGUGAGAGUGUGCGUAGAUUGCAAUAAGAAGUGUGGACCAAAAGCAAACGUGUACGUUUGUAGAGUUUUAAAGCGUCAUUUAUCUGGUAACUUUGACCACCCCAAGGCAACAAACGUUGAGCAAAUGAAGGAACUGAUACUCAUCUCGUUUGAGCAGCACAUUAACUAUUUGCUCAGAUUGCUCGUUUUGAAGAAUAUAGUCAUUGACUUUUUUAUUAAACUCUCGUGUCAUUUUCUCACUAACAACUAUGCUCUCACUGAUUCCCCUGCUAGUACGGUUAAGGAGGAUCCUGAUACCGCUGGUUACACCACAACAUUCGGUAAUACUGGAGAUGAUGAGCCUUUAAGCGACACAAUGUCGAGUGAAGAUAAUAGUGAAGAAAGCAGUGAAAAAGAUGACAUUUCCGAAUUUGAUGGCAAGGAGUUGGAUAUCGAGUACGAAAAUCUAGAUGUUGAAGAAUUACAAUUUGGUGAGGAAAUUGGUUCACAAAUUGGUAACGAAAUUAAGCCGCAAAUGAGUAAAGAAAUUGAAACACAAGUGAGUAGGGAGGAUAGUGAGUUAGUUGAAAAAACACAAAUGAAACUGAGAGACAGGGGUAAGAAGGAUGUAAAAGAGGAAUCAGGUGUAAGUGGCCGUAAAAGACAGUUAUACUAUAAUAUAAACGAGUUUGUGAAGUGUAUAACUAACAAUAUGAAGAGGGUACCGCAAGGUGAUAUUAUGUUCAACUAUGAGUUGUUAAAGAAAUUGGGCGGCUUUGAAGAGGAUUUCGUACGCAUAGUUAACUGUGACGACUUGUUCAAGUACAUUAAUGACCUGUCAAGUUACAUGUGCUACAACGCAGACCAGGUACCCUCGACAAUACAGCAGAUAUUGUCCAAGGAUGAGCUUAUGAGGUUCACGCACUUCAGGAAGUACCUGAUCAAGGACGUCAAUUUGUUCGUAAACACAAGUUCUAACAUAUCCAAUAAGGGUUCAGAAAAAAAGAACAAAAAGGGCCAGUCCCAGGACAUCUCAGAGUACUACACCCAACAGUCCAAGAAAAGUGAUUUCGACCACAUUAUCAAGAGUACGAAUAGUGAGCUAGAGUACUGGGACACAUAUUCUCGUAGAUUCUCAGAUGAGAUAGAUGAAGAUACCGUUAAAAUAAACUUAAACAACAUCAUCAAGCAUAAUAAAAGAAUUCUGAAGUUGAGACCCGAUGAUGUUCAAUCCCAGGAGUUCAUACCCAUGAUAGGAAUAAAACCAGGAAGAACGAUCAUAUAUCGCAAAUUCUCAAACGGUUAUUACCAAGGAUUGGUGAAUAAAUAUACCAAUAGUACUACGUAUUUUAAGGUCGAGUAUAGUGAUGGAGAUGACGAGUUGAUGGACCCGUUCGACCUGAUGAAUGAAAUUAUAUUGAACCUGAGUAACAUUGAGAAUAUAUUGCUUCAGCUUUCGACUCAUGAUGUUAACAACGAGAGAUUUGUUCAGCAGAUAGAAUUAAUCACUAACCUGAUUAAGAACAAGAUGUCAUCUGAAAGAUCAAACAUAGUUUAUGGUAAGGAACCAAAUGUAGGAAAUGAAGUUAAUGGGGUUAGAACAAGUGAAGAGUUUAUUGAAGUGAAGGAAGAUGAUAUCAGAAACCACUCAUUGUUCAAAAAAAUGGCCAGUGAACUUAGGAAUUAUAUGCUUCACCAACUAAUAAACGUGGAAUACAUUAGUAAAAGGCGUAAAUGCUCCCAGUAACUUUGUUGGGAGUAUAUAGACUAUGAAAUAAAAGGUUAUUGAGUAAAAUAAUACCAUUGGAUUUCCAUUAUACUAAUGCAAUCGGAUACUAAGUAUAUUGAAGUAAUCUGCUAUUAAAAUAAAUUAAACGAGUGUUAAAACAGCUAAAACGGCAAAGGCCAGGAGUUCGACGUAAUACAAAGUAGAAAGAUUGACAAGCGUGUACGAUAAGAGAGCAACAAGCACAAAGAAAACACCCCGACCCCUUUUAACGCUAAGAAAUCCCAUGUAAGCCUCAACCACAUUGUUGUACUUCUCCAAAAAUGAAUAACCAUCACCAGUAGUAACAACUAUCAAAAGACCGAAAAAGCUAAAAAAUAAUUAUUAACAGGAUAAAUAUGAGAAUAAGUGAAGGAAAGUAGGUAAACUGUACCCUUGAACUAGAUUUAGCAGAUAAAGCGAAGGAUUCAGCAUCGAAAAAACAUUUAAAGCGUUUAGAAAACUCACAAAACAUAGUGAGCAGGCCGAUAAAAACGAUAAACUCCUUAACAUAUUCUUUUCUACGUAAUUUUCUUAUUAAAGCAAGAA
Messenger RNA from Theileria parva strain Muguga, 6187 nucleotides. RefSeq lists its product as uncharacterized. The record is from RefSeq and is a predicted model, not a curated record. The transcript is spliced from 3 exons. The coding region runs from base 173 to 5620 and encodes 1815 amino acids. Lineage: Eukaryota; Apicomplexa; Aconoidasida; Piroplasmida; Theileriidae.